GUCUGACCUCGUUCAGCGGCAGCGGCGGCGGCGGCCAUGACCUCGGCCACGCCCCCGUCCUCUGAGGGCUCCUCCCCUCAGAAGGUCUGCCACUCCCAGACGCAGACGGACAUCACCAAGCCGCUGCUGGGCCCCGCGGGAGGCCCCGGAGGCGCCGGUGCGGGAGGCGGAGCCAAGGAUGCCCUGGGGCCCAACGCCCUGCGCAGGAGGCGCCGCGUCCUCUCCAAAGAUGGGCGCAGCAACGUGCGCAUCGAGCACGUGAGCGGCCUCGGGGCGCUGUACCUCCGCGACCUCUGGACCACCUUCCUGGACAUGCAGUGGCGCUACAAGUUCUUCCUCUUCUCCGCCACCUUCGCCGGGACCUGGUUCCUGUUCGGGGUGCUCUGGUACCUGGUGGCCUUGGUGCACGGAGACCUGCUCGAGUUUGACCCCCCCUCCAACCACACGCCCUGCGUGAUGGAGGUGAAGACCCUGACGGGGGCCUUCCUCUUCUCCCUGGAGUCCCAGACCACCAUCGGCUACGGCUUCCGCUGCAUCACCGAGGAGUGUCCCGUCGCCAUCGUCCUCCUCAUCUUCCAGUUGGUCAUCACCAUGGUGAUGGAGAUCUUCAUCACCGGCACCUUCCUCGCUAAGGUUGCGCGUCCGAAGAAGAGAGGCGAGACGGUGAAGUUCAGCCAACACGCCGUGGUGUCGAGCCUGGAGGGCCGGCCGUGCCUCAUGAUCCGGGUGGCCAACAUGAGGAAGAGUCUGCUGCUGGGAUGCCAGGUGACGGGGAAGCUGCUUCAGACGUCUCUGACCAAGGAGGGCGAGACGGUGCGGCUGGACCAGCGCAACGUCCCGUUCCAGGUGGACACGUCCAGCGACAGCCCCUUCCUCAUCAUCCCGCUGACCUUCUACCACAUCAUCGACGACCACAGCCCCCUGCGGGCCUGGGCAGCCAAAGGCGGCGGCUGGACCGACCCAGACCUGGCGGACUUCGAGCUGCUGGUGAUCAUGAGCGCCACCGUGGAGCCCACCUCCGCCACCUGCCAGGUCCGAACGUCCUACCUGCCGGACGAGAUCCUGUGGGGCUACGAGUUCCCCCCCGUCGUCUCCCUGUCCCCCUCGGGGAAGUACGUGGCCGACUUCGCCUUUUUUGACAAAGUGGCCAAAACCAAAAACCCCCCCGUCUUCAGGGCCGGCUCGCCCUCGUCCCAGCCGUCACACCUACGCAGGAGCAAGGAGGACGGGACGGACGCCGAAAAGAUGAGACUGGAGGAGAGCUACAGGGGGGAGGAGAGGGGGCGGGAGAAGGGACGCAUCCGAGACAGCAGUCCGCUGAGCGUACGCAUCAGCAAUGUGUGAUGGGGGAGACAGGGACAGGAAGAGGUGAUUUAGAGCUGAUACAAACCGACAUAAGGUGGAGACAGGAAGACAAACAGGAAAAAGCUGCUCAAGAAGACACUUUCACA
Molecule: messenger RNA, 1451 nt
Organism: Salarias fasciatus (jewelled blenny)
Lineage: Eukaryota; Metazoa; Chordata; Actinopteri; Blenniiformes; Blenniidae
Gene: kcnj10a
Product: potassium inwardly rectifying channel subfamily J member 10a
Exons: 5
Coding region: 37-1344 (435 amino acids)
Biological process (GO): regulation of monoatomic ion transmembrane transport; potassium ion import across plasma membrane
Cellular component (GO): plasma membrane
Molecular function (GO): inward rectifier potassium channel activity
Source: RefSeq, a predicted model, not a curated record